AUGUCUGACUCUGUCUCCGGUGACAGCAGAAGUCCUAUGGAAAAUGUGUCUUGCCCCUCGCACGGUUUAGUCAACGGGAAGUGUGAUGGUUCCCUCAGCCUUCUGGACAGACUCUCCAUAACCAGGAACGUCUGGGAGCUCCUCAGCACCCACCAACGGCAAGCCAUGGAACUGCUCACAAGGCAAGCCUCUGGGACAUUCAUUGUCACCAGAAACGUGGCUGAAGAUUCCAGGGUCAUCUUGAUUCGGACACGGGAAGGUGAGGCUGACGCUGUCUGCUGCUUCUCUGUUCUAGAGGAGAACGCUGCUGUGUACCUGGAGGGAUCCCACCUGCGCUUCCGAGACUUGCUGGAUCUGGUCAGCUUUCACAUGGUGAGCAGGGAUAUCCUUCCAGAUCUACUGAGGAUCCCAGAUGCCUUUCAGAUGUCAUGCAAGUCUGAAUUAGAUGCCCUUGCUGCACUGGGCAUGAAAUUCUGGAUGUUGCCCCUUAAACUUGGCACUGAGUUGGCAUCAGAUGAAGAAGGUUCCUGGGAGUCGAACGGAGAGCCCCAUGAAUCCAGACAGCCAGAUGGCUCCGUCCAGGUGGUCUCUGAGCACGAGCCAUUGUGCAUCGUCAACCCGCUUUUCCUCUCCAUCCACGGUGAGGCUUGCUGGCUGAAUUCAGCUCCAAACCUCUGCCGUGCCAACAGCAGGAGAGGGACCCUGCGGCUCCGGAAUGGACGGGGCAGCCCGGUCGACUCUGGCUCUGCAGCGGUUCCUUGCACACAGGAAGCUCCAGAGAGUUUGGAUUGUCUGAGAUCCCUGGAGAAGGAAAAGGUGACGGAGAAAGAUGGCUCUGCACCCCCCUCGGGCUUUGUGCGGCGGAAUCCCUUCCUACGCAGCCUAGCUUGGGCCGACUCUACAAACAGCACAGAAGAGCUGCCUGCGUCCCCUGACCUCCUGCAGAAAGAGGGCAAGUCCCCGCACCGGGUUUCCUGGAUCGAAGCCGCUCCAGUGACAGCACCCCCCUGCUGUGCCUCGAAGGAGUCUGGCUCCGAAUCGUCGCUGCUGAAUGAGUCCUUGGUCUUGCCCCUCAUCCCCGAACUGGAUUCCCUCUCUCUCAGCAGCAUGGAGGACGAGGGGGACAGCCUCUCCCUCACUGCUUUGCAGAAGAAGCGCCACUCCUCCCCUGCUGCUCUGACGUAUAAAGUGCUUCACCGCCUCUCGGCAGUGGGCAGCACCCUGGGCGGGCUCCUCUCCACCGAGCGCCGCAUCUCCAACCGAGUGCAGGAGCUGGCCCAGGAGCCGAUGUCCUACGUGGGAGGUCUGGUGCAAAGCUUUGUGGGGCACAUCCUGCGGGGGUCUAGGGUGCGGCACCCCACCAGCACCGACCUGCUGCAGGAGAUCCGGCAGAUGAUCAGCAACCUCAAGGGCUACCUGUGCGAGAGCUUGGAGCUGCGGGCCAUCUGUGAACCCGACGAAGCGGAAGAAAUGGACCUGGGUUCUGUGGUGGAAGCUGCCCUGUACAAGUGUAUUCUUAAGCCCCUCCGGGAUUCCAUCUAUGCCCAGCUGCUGGACUUCCGCAUUCACGACGGGAGCUUGGCUAGGCUGCGCGAACACCAGGCCGCCAUGAGCCAGCAGAGCCUGACAGAGCUGGGAGUGAUAGCCAGUGUGCCGGAUGGAGCUGGCCUGGAGCGCAUCCGGACCAAGCUGGGCCUCAUGCACCAGGCUUACUCACCCAAGAAGAAGGAGACACAGAUGCUGAAGGUGUGCAAGCUCAUCUAUGAAGCCAUGAACCAGACGGCUGGCCGGACAGAGCCUUUUGGCGCCGAUGACUUCCUGCCGGUCUUGACUUACGUCUUGCUGAAUUGUGACAUCGUCUCGGUCCAGCUGGAUGUCGAGUACAUGAUGGAGCUGAUGGAGCCCAGCCAGAUGCAAGGAGAAGGUGGUUAUUACGUCACUACCUGGUUCGGGGUCCUCUAUCAUAUUGCGAACUUUCAGCCGGCUGCCAUGGUGACCCGCCAGAUCAGCAUCGAGGCCCAGCAAUCCAUCCAUCAAUGGCAUCGACGCCGUACAAUCUAUCACCAUCAUGGUUAUCGGGGUCAUUCACAGAACAUCCUCUAUGUCUCCUUCCACGAGCCCUUCAACAACCAAAAGGCCAUUUCCAUCCCUACUGACAUGACCACGGCAUUGGCAUGCGAAGUGUGUGCCAAGAAGUACAGCGUCCCCGAUCCUGAGGCUUACGGACUUUUCCUGGUGUCAGGGGAUUCCUCUCAGCUCCUGGCAGACGACAGCUAUCCUCAGCAACUCCGUUCGGACAUCCAUCAGGCCCAGGGCCCUCCCGUGAGUUUCGUAUACAAGCUCAAAGACGGGAAACCUCCUGCUGCUGCUCUCCGUUCUCUCCAGAACCUAGACAGCUCAGCUGAGGCCCAAGAGCCCUUCGAAAGCAUGGACACAGAGCAAUCCGUGGCAGACUGAGUAUCAGCUUUCCAGAAACCUUGUUUGUAUCUUUUAAAAAUGGUUGUCCAAAGUUCCUGACUUAGCAGGGGUGGGGGGAACUUUAGGAAUAGUUUUGGGAAUAACAACUCUGCCAGAAUGUUGGUAUGGGACUGUGGAGGUUCAUGGCAUGGUUUGGUCAUAGAGUUCACUUGGGUGAUCAUGACCAGUUAACUUCCUCUCAGUCUAAAAUUCCCUGCCAGAGUGGUUAUGAGGGUAAAUGUGGGCGGGCAAGUAACGUAGGGUGUUCCUAGCUUCUUAGAAGAAUGGAUUAAAAAUUCGUU
This is a messenger RNA of Heteronotia binoei (common prickly gecko), 2759 nucleotides long. It is a transcript of the gene RINL, whose product is annotated as Ras and Rab interactor like. Gene Ontology annotation, cellular component: cytosol; endocytic vesicle. The transcript is spliced from 11 exons. The record is from RefSeq and is a predicted model, not a curated record. Gene Ontology annotation, molecular function: small GTPase binding; guanyl-nucleotide exchange factor activity. NCBI's taxonomy places the organism in Eukaryota, Metazoa, Chordata, Lepidosauria, Squamata, Gekkonidae. Bases 1 to 2457 code for a protein of 818 amino acids. Gene Ontology annotation, biological process: vesicle-mediated transport; signal transduction.